AUGUCUUCCAUAGACGUGUGCUAUACUUCUACAGUUGCCCCCAAACUGAUCCGGGACUUGCUCGCUAAAACAGAAGUCAUUACUUUCGACAACUGCAUGUUGCAACUCUUCAGCCUGCACUUCUUUACGUGCAUCAAGGUCUUCAUUCUUACAGCAAUGGCCUUUAACCGAUAUGUGGCCAUCUGCAGACCUCUACACUACAUGGUCAUCAUGAGUAGGAAGAAAUACAAAUUUCUGAUCUUGGCUUCCUGGGUGGAUGGGGCCAUCCACACAUUUCCCCAAUUGUUCAUGGUUUUCCAGUUGCCCUUCUGUGGUCCCAGUGAGGUACACAACUACUUCUUUGAUAUUUGUCCCUUGCUGAAAGUCACUUGCGUGGACACCUAUCUUGUGGGCAUCCUGGGCGUGGCAAAUUCAGUGAUGGUGGCCUUGGUCACUUUCAUCAUCUUGUUGGUUUCCUAUGUCUUCAUAUUGUUUUCCCUAAGAACCCAUUCAGCGGAAGGGUGCUGCAAAGCCCUCUCCACCUGCGGGUCUCACAUUGUGGUGGUCUUCUUAUUCUUCAUGCCCUCCAUCUUCACCUACCUGUGGUCCCCCUCCAGCUACUCUGAGUAUAAGGUGCUUUCUGUCUUUUACACCAUAAAUGCUCCCAAAUUCAAACCCUUAAUUUACACGAUGAGAAAGACAGAGAUGAGAAAUUCCAUGAGAAAGGUCCGGUGUAGAAAGGUGUCUUCAGAAGGAAAUGCUUUACCGCUCAGAAAAUUAUCUUCCUCAACAAGCCCCAUUUCAAAGGGCUUAGUCAUUGAUAAAAGGGCACUUCAGCAGCAGAAAGUGUUUGCUGAGCUAGGUGCAUUUUCCAAAUUAGAUGUGACCUCUGUGGGGAGGGGUGGACAGCAGGCUCCAGAAUUGCUUCAUAGAGUCAGAACAGUGUCACCGUGGGUUGAGAAAAUUGCUGAUGAAAAGGGACGUGAAAGCGAUUCUGUAGAUAAUUCUCCAGGGUAG
Tachyglossus aculeatus (Australian echidna) is the source of this 996-nucleotide messenger RNA. Its product is annotated as olfactory receptor 4P4-like. The transcript is spliced from 5 exons. The record is from RefSeq and is a predicted model, not a curated record. Gene Ontology annotation, biological process: G protein-coupled receptor signaling pathway. NCBI's taxonomy places the organism in Eukaryota, Metazoa, Chordata, Mammalia, Monotremata, Tachyglossidae. Gene Ontology annotation, cellular component: membrane. Bases 1 to 996 code for a protein of 331 amino acids. Gene Ontology annotation, molecular function: olfactory receptor activity.